AUGCCCUCACAACGUCGCACGAAGUUCUUUGGCAUCCUCAUCGUCACCACAAUUGUUGUCCUCUUCUACAUGUCAAGAGCAGCACACCAAACACAAUCAUCGGAUUUCUAUACAAAAACGCAACAAGCCUUACAAGAGAAAGAAUACGCAGAAGCGGCCAAGCAACGCGACGCGGAGAGCGUCGGAUCGCGACUCAAAGCUGCUGAGGAUCAGGCUAAGAAGAACGCCGAGAACAAAUACGCAGACCACAAGGUCCAGGUUGAGGGUCAAGAUCAGAAGAGCGUUGCGGGCAGAGUCAAGAUGGAUGGCGACAAGGUUCCUGGCGUCGCGCAACAGGGCGGUAGACCGCACGACCAAGCAGCGAUGAAGGAGAAUGAGACACUCGAAGACCAUGAAGUUGAGAUGGAGCUCAAUGCCAUCUUGAAGAAGAGCCCAAUGAUCAUCUUCUCUAAAUCCUACUGCCCUUACUCGAAGAAAGCGAAACACAUUCUCAUCGAAAAAUACAACAUUAAACCCGAACCCUACGUCGUUGAGCUCGAUCAAAGCCCAAUAGGCCAACAACUACAAGCAUUCCUACACAAGUCUACAGGUCGGCGGACAGUGCCCAACAUUCUACUGAUGGGCAAGAGCAUUGGAGGUGGCGACGAUAUUGAAGAGCUUGAUCAGACCGAUACCCUUGUGGCCAAGAUCAAGGAGAUAGGCGGUCUAUCUAACAUGUGCCUCUACUGGAAGAAGCUGCACACAUGCAACCACCUCUCUGACCGCCCAUACAUCGAAAUGUGCCGCACAGGCUUUCUCUCCAACACAGUGUGCCCAGACAUCAGCGAAGACGACAAGCCCCGUCCGUCGCACUUCCCUUGCUACCCCUGCAUCAAGCUUGAGGCCCGCAUCGAGGCCGAAGCUCAGAUCCGAUUCGAGCAGCACGAGUUUGCCAAAGCCUACGAAACUCGCGAGCGUGCCAUGAGAGAGAAACAGGCAGCAGAACUGCGGGCCAAGGAGGAACGCGUUCGACGUGAGGCACGCGAUAGGGCGGCAAGAGAGCGAGAGGCAGAGCAGCGUAUGAAGCGCGAGAAAGAAGAGGCUGAGCGCAGGGCCAAGAAGGAGGGAGGUGCUUGGAUUGAGACUUCAGUUGGAAGGAAGCCCAAGAGCAAGAGAAGCGGCGGUGGUAGUGGCUCUGCAAGCACUCCCGCGAUACCAUUGAAUUCUCUGUCCACCCUCAAGAUGGCUACUGCUCCCAAGAACGUCAACGAGAUCGGUGGAGGCAUUGGAGGUGGUGAGAGGAUAAGUCCCAAGAAGGAUCGUGUUGACACUGGUGGUAGAGCUGGUACUUGGGGACCUAAGAAGAUCUUGAGCAGACAGGAGAACGUCGCUGGGAUCAACACACAUGCGGGGAACUGGGGUCUUAUCGUUCACGGCAUCGAGAUCCUCUUACUCAACUUCCACAUAUGGGAAGCGUAUUCGUCUAUUGUCGUGGUUGAGCUGGCGUGGUUGACAUACGUGGUCACUCAGUCACUUGUCCUUUACUCUCGCCUCAACCUCGUACUAAGGAACACGCAAAUCGGACGCUAUCGUCACCCAAAAUUCACAGCACGACUUCACCACGCCAAUGUUACCUGGGACAAAGUGCAAGUCUCCGCGUUCUUCGUCCAAGAGACCCUUAUCAACAUUCUCUACAUCUGCGAAACUGCCAAAUACCUCAAAAACAUGGAACUUCUUGGCAACUGUCGCCAUACCACGCGUACCAAUCUUCGGAAUCUCAUCGCUGUCAAUGUUCUUAUAAUCAUACUCGAUUGCAGCGUUAUGGGGUUGUGUUUCAGUGGGUACUUUAACCUUCAAGGCUUCUACAAGGUUGCUGUGUAUGCUGUAAAGCUCCGUACCGAGUUUACGAUUUUGAACCAGUUGCGGAAGGCGUUGACUGGCACCUCAACCGGCAGAUCGGGACUUGUUGUGCAAAGGGACGCUUGCAUUCCUCUGCCAAAGAGGGACAACAUCGUUGAGGUGGUCGAAUAA
Alternaria burnsii is the source of this 2010-nucleotide messenger RNA. Its product is annotated as glutaredoxin domain containing protein. NCBI's taxonomy places the organism in Eukaryota, Fungi, Ascomycota, Dothideomycetes, Pleosporales, Pleosporaceae. The record is from RefSeq and is a predicted model, not a curated record. The transcript has 6 exons. The coding region runs from base 1 to 2010 and encodes 669 amino acids.